Messenger RNA from Geosmithia morbida, 2274 nucleotides. RefSeq names its product glutamate--cysteine ligase catalytic subunit. Gene Ontology annotation, molecular function: glutamate-cysteine ligase activity. The annotation marks the transcript as partial. The record is from RefSeq and is a predicted model, not a curated record. Gene Ontology annotation, biological process: glutathione biosynthetic process. Gene Ontology annotation, cellular component: glutamate-cysteine ligase complex. The transcript is spliced from 5 exons. NCBI's taxonomy places the organism in Eukaryota, Fungi, Ascomycota, Sordariomycetes, Hypocreales, Bionectriaceae.
GCGCUCGGGACGGCGCUGGACUGGCCUGAUGCCAAGACAAAGGCUCACCAGGUGAGGACGUGGGGUAUCAAGCAACUCUUGGAGAUAUGGAACAAGGCCAAGGGCAAGGAGCGUGAUGCGAUGCUAUGGGGAGAUGAGGUCGAGUACUUGGUCGUCACAUAUGCCAAGGAUGAGCCCAAGGUUCUCCUCUCGCUGAGACAGGCCGAGAUACUCGAUGCCCUGGCUUCAAACCACGAUCUUGCCGAGAAGGGAGGAUGCACAUCUGACAAGAAUGACUCCAAUCUCAAGCAGAAACAAUCCAAACCUCUCCCCGUAUUCCACCCCGAGUUCGGACGCUUCAUGCUGGAAGCCACGCCCGGCAAGCCCUGGGGCAUCGGCUUCAAGGAGCUCCUAGACGUGGAGCCCGAUAUGAAGCUCCGUCGCAAGAUCGCCAAGGAGCACAUGCUCCCAACCGAGUACCCCAUCACCCUGACAACCUUCCCCCGCCUGGGCACGCCGGGAGAGUACACGGUGCCCUACUACCCGCCCUCGGGGCCCCGGCUCCGCUCGCAGUUCGUCCCCGACGAGAUCGCCAACCCGCACAUCCGCUUCCCCACCCUGGCCGCCAACAUCCGCGCCCGCCGCGGCCGCAAGGUCCAGGUCAACGUGCCCGUCUUCCACGACGUGAACACGCCGACCCCUUGGAGGGACCCCACCGUCAGACGCGACCUGCACAACUGGCCCGAGGACGAGGACGUGCGCUCCGGAGGCGCGGCGCCCGACGACCACAUCCACAUGGACGCCAUGGCCUUUGGCAUGGGCAGCUGCUGCCUCCAGAUCACCUUCCAGGCCAAGAACAUCACCGAGGGGAGAGAGAUGUACGACCAGCUCAGCCCCCUGGGCCCCAUCAUGCUGGCCCUCACGGCUGCCACACCCAUCUACAAGGGGUUCCUGGCCAACACGGACGUGCGGUGGAAUCAGAUCAGCCGAUCCGUCGACUGCAGGACACCCGAGGAGCUGGGAGAAGAGCCAUUGAAGAAUAACCGGUGGCGCAUCCCCAAGUCUCGAUACGCCUCCAACUCGACAUAUAUAUCGACGGACCCUCGUCUGCGAAAGGAGUACCUGGACCCCGACCUGGUGAUUGACGAGGACAUCAAGCGGCAGCUGCAGGACGGCGGCAUGGACGACCUGCUGGCGACGCACUUUGCGCACCUCUUCAUCCGGGACCCCAUCGUCGUCUUCGAGGAGGACCUGCAGGAGCUGGACCUGAGCAAGACGGACCACUUUGAGAACAUACAGUCGACCAACUGGCAGCACAUGCGGUUCAAGCCCCCCCCGGCGGACAACAACAUCGGGUGGCGCGUCGAGUUCCGGUCGAUGGAGAUACAGAUGACCGAUUUCGAGAACGCGGCCUUUAGCGUCUUCAUGGUCCUGGUCACGCGGGCCAUCCUCUCGUUCGGCCUCAACCUGUACGUGCCCAUCAAGGUGGUGGACGAGAACAUGGAGCGGGCUCACGGGCGGGAUGCCGUGCUCAACACCAAGUUCUACUUCCGCAAGAAUCCCUUCCCGGCGCGGCCUUCCAGAGCCAGCACGGUGGUGCACAGUGCCAACGCCAACGCCGGCGCCAACGGAGACGGAGACGGCGGCUCGUCGCGUCCGGGUUCCGCCAUGCCCAGCCGCCCGCCCUCGCCGGGACCGGUGGAGGACGAGUACGAGGAGAUGACGGUCAACGAGAUCAUCAACGGGCCGUCUCCGUCCUCGUCGUCGAGCUUCCCCGGCCUGAUACCGAUCGUGGAGAGCUACCUGGACAGCGUCAACGUCGACGUCGAGACCCGCUGCCAGCUGGCCACCUACCUCGACCUGAUCGGCAGGCGGGCGAGCGGCGAGCUCGACACGGCGGCCCGCUGGAUCCGCAACUACGUCGCCGCGCACCCGGCCUACAGGGGCGACAGCGUCGUCGACGACGAGCUCACGCACGACCUCGUCGGCGCCGUCGUCGCCGUGGGAGAGCGGGAGAGCGCCGGGAGGGACUUCUCGGGCCUGGAAGUGCCCGGCCUGGCUAGGCUGCUGGGCAAGUUCAGGGGCGGCUGCUCCUCCUCCCCCGAGAAGAAUGGGAACGGUCCCGUCCCUGCCACCGUCACUGUACCUGUUCCGGCCGUAGUCGAUACGGGUAUCAAGGCUGCUGCUGUCGAUGACGGUGGCAAUGGAAACGGUGAGGCUCACCCGUCGACCACUCUGAAGCGUAAGAGCGAUUGGAUCGGUGACGGAAGUGGUGCUACCAAGGUGUCAAAGUGA